AGUGGUCGUCUACAAGCAAAAAAUGGAAACGCAGACACUGAAAACCAAUGUCCGUCUGGAAUUGCUGUAAGGAAGAGAAAAGCUGAGGAAACAAAGUUAUCACAAGACCAUUUACAGGAAACAAAGAGACACAACUAUGAGAUCCAGGGCUGCUGGUCACAGAUAAGGGCUGGAGCGGCUACCCCAUGCGUUCUUAUUGAAACACCACAAAAGGAAUCUCCUGUCACUCCUGAUGUCUCAAGCUUCACACGAUACCGGUUCCAGAAUCUCUUCAUAAAUCCAUCUCCAUUACCAGACCUCAGUUGGGGCAACUCAAAAGAUGUGUGGCUUAAGUUGCUGAACAAAGAGAACAAAUACACCCACUCAAGUCAGAUGCUACAAGAGCACAGUGCACUAACUCCUGACAUGCGCUCUAUUUUAUUGGACUGGUUAAUAGAGGUUUCAGAAGUCUAUUCGCUACAUAGAGAAACCUUCUACCUCAACCUCGCUCAAGAUUACUUUGAC
Staurois parvus is the source of this 504-nucleotide messenger RNA. The record is from the annotation of a GenBank genome assembly. NCBI's taxonomy places the organism in Eukaryota, Metazoa, Chordata, Amphibia, Anura, Ranidae.